Fonsecaea erecta is the source of this 1572-nucleotide messenger RNA. RefSeq lists its product as hypothetical. Bases 1 to 1572 code for a protein of 523 amino acids. The transcript has 3 exons. The record is from RefSeq and is a predicted model, not a curated record. Lineage: Eukaryota; Fungi; Ascomycota; Eurotiomycetes; Chaetothyriales; Herpotrichiellaceae.
AUGGGCUCGAUCAGCGCCAUGGAUCCUUCAGAUUGGCAGACAAGAGUCGCGCAAAAGCGACAGCAGUGUCAGCAAGCCAUUCCAAAGGAAUGGCAGCUGUCUCCUGAUAUAUUCAAAAUGCUGGCCUUCCCACUAGACAAGAACCCAAACAGACUCCUGGACAUGGACAUAGUCAAGAAGUCGGGGAUCUUGUCUGAGCGUGAGAUAUCGAUCACCGAAGACUACACCGUGCCGGAAUUGCUGGCCAAACUUGCCACGGGAGAGUUCACUUCUCUCGAGGUUACGAUGGCGUUUUCGAAAAGGGCUGCCAUCGCCCAACAAUUGACCUCAUGCCUCACGGAGACCUUCUUCGACGCCGCACUUCAACGGGCAAAGGAUCUCGAUCAGCGCAGGAGUGAGGGAAAGAAGCUUGGGCCCUUGCAUGGCCUUCCGAUCAGCUUGAAGGACUCGUUUCAGGUCGCCGGCACCGAAGCCUCAAUCGGAUUCGUCUCUUUCCUUGGGAAGAGAUCCAAGGAGAACUCGCCGAUUGUUGACAUUCUGCUCGACCUCGGCGCCGUACUCUAUGUGAAAACGAAUAUUCCCCAGACGCUGAUGACCGCUGACUCUGACAAUAACAUCUUUGGCAGAACCUUGAAUCCCCACAACACAUUUCUGGGCGCCGGAGGUUCCAGCGGAGGGGAGGGAGCCUUGGUUGCUUUUCGAGGAUCUCCGCUCGGUAUCGGCACGGAUGUCGCUGGUUCCAUUCGCAUUCCGUCCUUGUGCUGUGGCACCUAUGGCUUCAAGCCAACGUCUUCGCGGGUGCCGUACGGGGGACAAGCAACCCCUGGAUUACCAGGGUGGAAGCCUAUCGUCGCUUGCGCCGGACCUCUUGCGAACGAUUUUGAAGCCUUGGAGCUUUUGACCCAAGCAGUCAUAGACGCAGUGCCCGCCACAUAUGACUCGACCGCCAUCGACGUUCCCUGGCGCCAGCUCAAGCAGGAUGGCGCAGCCAAUCUCAGGAUCGGAGUUCUCGCUGAAGACCCCCUUUAUCCACUUCAUCCACCAGUGAAGCGAGCGCUUGCAGAAGCUGCUAAGAAACUCGCAGACCAAGGUCAUCAAUUGAUUCACCUAAGCCCGGAGCAAGGUCACGUUUCUGAUGCCACCGAAGUGGCAUGGGAAUUGUUCUGUCUCGAGACAGAGACCCCCACAGGACAUAUCCUCGCUAGCGGAGAGCCAGCGGUACCCUCUGUGGCAGCGGGCUUUCGACCAGCAAAUUUCGGAAGCUACAAGUAUGUUCCAGAUAUUGACAAGCUGGACAGGCUGCAGAAAUUUGCAGCUUUGACCGUCAAGCGUCAGGAGCUCUCCGAGGACUGGCGGAAGACAUGGUCGGAAAUGGAGCUGGAUGCCGUUAUUAGCCCCCCUGCCCAGAAUACAGCCGUUCCCCACGACACGUACGGCUGGCCACCAUACACCUGUUUCCUCAACCUGCUUGAUUACCCGGCUUGUAUCCUACCAUUCUCGAAAACGUCGCAGCAGCAGGACUCUGAGCCUUUCCAGAUUCAGCCAGGGCAGGCUGGCCCCAAUUUCGUCUAG